AUGUCUAUUUAUUGGAAAUUACUGGUGGUGAUAUGGAUAGAAGUGGAUGUGAACGACUAUAAUUUGGUUUUAGUCACUAAGAAGGUUGACCCCAAGGUGCAGGAUAACAAAGCUGACAAGGCUGUCAAAGUUGGAGCAUCAACCAUUAAGAAGAAGGCUAAGAAGAUCCGCACAUCAGUCACAUUUCACAGGCCAAAGACAUUGCAGAAGGCAAGGAACCCCAAGUACCCACGUAUUAGUGCACCACCAAGGAACAAGCUUGACCAUUACCAGAUCCUGAAAUACAUACUCACCACAGAGUCCGCGAUGAAGAAGAUUGAAGACAACAACACCCUGAUAUUCAUUAUUGAUAUCCAGGCUGACAAGAAGAAAAUCAAGGAUGCUGUCAAGAAGAUGUACAACAUCCAGACAUAG
Messenger RNA from Papaver somniferum (opium poppy), 414 nucleotides. Its product is annotated as 60S ribosomal protein L23A-like. The transcript is spliced from 3 exons. The coding region runs from base 1 to 414 and encodes 137 amino acids. Gene Ontology annotation, biological process: ribosomal large subunit assembly; translation. NCBI's taxonomy places the organism in Eukaryota, Viridiplantae, Streptophyta, Magnoliopsida, Ranunculales, Papaveraceae. Gene Ontology annotation, cellular component: ribosome; cytosolic large ribosomal subunit. Gene Ontology annotation, molecular function: structural constituent of ribosome. The record is from RefSeq and is a predicted model, not a curated record.